Messenger RNA from Eublepharis macularius, 2932 nucleotides. It is a transcript of the gene EDC3, whose product is annotated as enhancer of mRNA decapping 3. The record is from RefSeq and is a predicted model, not a curated record. Gene Ontology annotation, cellular component: P-body. Gene Ontology annotation, biological process: deadenylation-independent decapping of nuclear-transcribed mRNA; P-body assembly. The transcript has 7 exons. Gene Ontology annotation, molecular function: mRNA binding. Bases 55 to 1590 code for a protein of 511 amino acids. NCBI's taxonomy places the organism in Eukaryota, Metazoa, Chordata, Lepidosauria, Squamata, Eublepharidae.
CGGCAUUUCUGAGAAGUUGUUGUGUUGCAUGAAUAUUGGCGCUCGGUGCUGAAUAUGGUGUUCAGAGAAAACAUGGCUACAGAUUGGCUUGGAAGCAUCGUCUCCAUCAACUGUGGAGACAGCUUGGGGGUCUACCAGGGAAGAGUAUCGGCUGUGGACCAGGUCAGCCAGACAAUCUCAUUAACACGGCCUUUCCAUAAUGGGGUCAAAUGUUUGGUACCCGAGGUCACCUUCAGGGCAGGUGACAUUACUGAGCUGAAGAUCUUAGAGAUCCCAGGCCCCAGUGAUAACGGGCCGUACGGAGACUUCCAGCAGACCGAUCUGGGCAUAUCCGGUGUUGGAUUCCCAGGGAGUAGCAGCCAGAACGGUACUGGGAAACUGCUGAAGAAACCCGGCAGCAGCGCCCCACAGAGCAUCCCCAGGAGGACAGACAUGAAAAAUCAAGACGUGGCCACUUCUCCCCAGCAGCAUCAGUGUUCCAAGAGCUACAUGGAUCGGCACAUGGAGACUUUGAAUCAGUCGAAAGUCUUCCGCCGGCGACACAACUCGUGGUCCUCCAGUAGCCGUCACCCGAACCAGGUGACUCCGAAGAAGAGCGGGGUGAAGAACGGGCCAAUGAAAAACAAGGAUGACGAGUGUUUUGGGGACAACAUUGAGGAAAUCCCGGAUACGGAUUUUGAUUUCGAAGGGAACCUGGCGCUCUUUGACAAGGCAGCUGUGUUCGAAGAGAUAGAAACUUUCGAGAGGAAGAGCGGGACUCGGUCCAGGGGCACACCGAACGAGAGGUCCUCCCGCUAUCGCCAUGACGAAAACAUCUUGGAAUCUGAGCCCAUUGUGUAUCGAAGAAUCACGGUGCCCCAAGCCAGCAAAGAGUUCUGCACGGACUCUGGCCUGGUUGUUCCGAGUGUCUCUUACGAGUUGCACAAAAAGCUGCUCUCGGUGGCUGAGAAGCACGGGCUGACUCUAGAGCGGAGGCUGGAAAUGACAGGGGUGUGUGCCAGCCAGAUGGCCUUGAGUCUGCUUGGAGGGCCCAACAGGUUGAACCCCAAAAACAUUCACCAGCGUCCCACGGUUGCCUUGCUGUGCGGCCCCCACGUGAAGGGGGCCCAAGGGAUCAGUUGUGGUCGGCAUCUUUCCAAUCACGACGUGCAUGUCAUUCUUUUCCUUCCCAACUUUGUCAAGAUGCUGGAAUCAAUCACCAACGAACUGAUGCUGUUUGGCAAGACCCAAGGCCAGCAGGUGUCCAGUGUCAAAGAUCUUCCAGACACGCCAGUCGACUUGGUGAUAAACUGCUUGGAUUGCCACGAAAAUGCCUUUCUGAGGGACCAGCCUUGGUACAAGGCUGUUGUGGACUGGGCCAACCAGAACAGAGCCCCGGUCCUCAGCAUAGACCCGCCUGUGAGCGAGGCGGAGCAGGGAAUCGAUGCAAAGUGGUCGCUAGCCCUGGGGCUCCCCUUGCCGCUGGGCGAGAGGGCUGGGCGGGUGUACCUGUGCGACAUCGGCAUUCCGCAGAAGGUCUUCCAGGAGGUGGGGAUAAACUACCACUCACCUUUCGGCUGCAAGUUCGUCAUCCCUCUGCACUCGACCUAGGGUGGGCCCCGGUGUCUCGGAAGAUGGGAAGGGGCCGAAUCGGCUCAACCCCUUUACGAAAGGAUUCUGACCGUAUUAAAACUAUGUGACGCCUUAAGGAAGCAAAAGUUCUGGGUUUAUGUUUCUUCUUCCAGGAGAAACCUCAAGUGUUAAAAGAGAACCAAGGAGGACUGGUGUACCAAGGAGCCUUUGAUGCUCUUGUGCCAUUGUCUGAAGGAAUAGCCGGAGAACCAGCGGCUUCGACUGGCUAAGAAAGUUGGUGGUGGGAGGGCAGGGGGAAAUGUGUCUUCACACAUGCAAGUGCCCUUGCCAGGCCGUAUACCAGAUGAUGUGAUUUCCUUUUUUUUCCCCUGUAGUGGGAGGAGUUUCUGGGGUACAGCCCCCCCUCCCUUUUGAUCAUGUGGGAACUCUUGCAGCCCUCCUGUGUUCCCUUCUUGUGCAGCUAAAGCCCAUCACUCAGUCCACACCUGAAGCUACUUGGGACUUUGAGAGGCCGUGCCUGGUGCUCCUGCUGGCAGUUUGGAAGUUGCAGGAUCAGCACUUAGCAUUUACCCACAGGCAAGCUAGUGGUGGCUUCCUCCCCCCCCCCCCCCCGGUUGACUGAAUGACACCUCUUGGGUGACAAACGUGGCUUAAGAGAGGGAGCAGGCAAAAUGGUGCUGAUACUUGUAUUUGCCACAAGUAGCUGCCCUCCCGUCUUACUGUAGAAAUCCACAUUGCUGGUGUUUUGUCUCCCCCCCCCCCCCCGCCGCCCUCUUCCAUUUAUGUUCUGGGAGCAAAUUUGUGCAGAGGACACAUACGAGUGCUCUUCAUCCACCUUGUGGCACAAAAGCUGCAGGAAGAUUUGUGCGCUCAGCUCUGGCACUUCGUUCCAUGCCCUUGUUGAUAUGUCUCGAUCAGGCAUGCAAGGGCGCUCUAGUAAAGCAACAGCACAGUAUUGCAGAAGAGGGUACCCGGGCCCCCCGUUUUUGCUGAGAACGCCAGCCGGCAUAGCCCCUUCUACCCUUGCAUGUGCUGUUGCACUGAUCUAAUCUGGCUCUCUUGCGCUUUGAGCAUGAGUUCUGUAUAAAUACCAUUGGCGAAUUGUGCAUUGCCGUCUCCUCUUCCCACUUGGGGACUAGCCCCUUGCUGUCAGUGGCUUGCUGUUCCCUCCGAGCAUUGCCAGCACACUGUGUUGUAGCCAAGCACUGUCUAGUCUCCGGGGACAAACAGUGCUGUGAAGUGACCAACCUUGAGUCCCUCCUGCUGGUUUCUGAGCAGUUGGCAGCGCUUGACCUUGUCCGUGUCCCGAAAGGUGCCAUACUGAAACUCUCUUGCCUAGCCAUGACUCUGAAUAAAACGU